Molecule: messenger RNA, 2555 nt
Organism: Pygocentrus nattereri (red-bellied piranha)
Lineage: Eukaryota; Metazoa; Chordata; Actinopteri; Characiformes; Serrasalmidae
Gene: ei24
Product: EI24 autophagy associated transmembrane protein
Exons: 11
Coding region: 219-1241 (340 amino acids)
Biological process (GO): macroautophagy
Cellular component (GO): endoplasmic reticulum
Source: RefSeq, a predicted model, not a curated record
UGAAGCGGCGAGCAGCGCGCAUGCGCGAGGCUAAUGGCCUGAUAGCUGUAUGUGUUUGUGCUGAGAGCAAAGCUGCAUAAAAGGCGUUGGAGCAGCGUGAAGAUUUAAAUAACUCGGGUUUAUGAGUUUGCUGCCAUUUCCUCCUCUUAUCAUGAGCGCUUGCCUGACCCUCAGUACGCCCUCAUUCUGCAGUUGAUGAUUCUCCAGCUGGCUUGGAGAUGACCGACAGUGUCAGGGUGUUCGUCCGCAAUGUUGCGACGGGGAUCAAGGAUUCUAUUCUGGGGAUUGGAACCAUCACCAAGCUAGAUGCUCGUAUCCAGCAGAAAAGAGAAGAGCAGAGGAGGCGAAGAGCGAGCGGUCCCCUGGCACAGAGACGGGCCCAGAGUGAAGACCGCAAACAUGAAAGUGAGCCCAAAUUAGCAAGUAGGAUUUUUCAGUGUUGUGCCUGGAAUGGAGGCGUGUUUUGGCUCAGUCUGUUUCUUUUCUACCGAGUGUUUAUACCACUGCUCCAGACUCUUACAGCCAGAAUUAUUGGUGACCCCUCCCUGCAUGGAAAUGUGUGGUCCUGGUUGGAAUUCAUCUUGACGUCAGUGUUUAGUGCCCUCUGGGUCCUCCCUUUGUUUGUGCUCAGCAAGAUUGUCAAUGCCAUUUGGUUCCAGGAUAUUGCUGAUCUGGCUUUUGAGGUGUCUGGACGCAAAGCUCAGCCCUUUCCAAGUGUAAGCAAGAUCAUAGCUGAUAUGCUCUUCAACCUCCUCCUUCAGGCCCUCUUCCUCAUUCAGGGAAUGAUCGUCAGUCUCUUCCCCAUUCACGCCAUUGGUCAGAUGGUCAGCCUCCUGCACAUGUCUUUGCUCUACUCGCUCUACUGCUUUGAAUACCGCUGGUUCAACCAUGGGAUUGAAAUGCACCAAAGGCUGUCGAACAUUGAGAGGAACUGGCCGUAUUACUUUGGCUUUGGUCUGCCCAUGGCGCUCUUGACUGCUAUGCCAUCUUCAUAUAUCAUAAGUGGCUGCCUCUUCUCCAUCCUGUUCCCCCUUUUCAUCAUUAGCGCCAAUGAGGCCAAGACCCCAGUGAAGCUUUACCACUUCCAGCUCCGGCUCUUCUCCCUGGUCGUCCUCAUCAGCAACAAGCUGUUCCACAAGACGGUCCAUCUACAGAGCUCUCUGACCUCGUCCAGCUCCAUGGAGAAACUCCCCUCGCCUCAUGUUUCCCCGACCCGCCAGAGGCCACUGCCAUCGCAGUGACCGCUUCGACGCUCCAUAUAGACACUGGGUGAGACCUCCGUGGAUGGGAAGUUUGGUUUGGUUUGCAUUCUCUGUAUUUUUAAAAAGCCCUUUUUAAUGUUAUUAUGGAGGCUUGAGAGUCAUCGGACUGUUUUGUUUGUUUUGUUUAAAAAGCGAAUGGCUGAUAUUUGAGAUCUGAGCUGUGCCUGUCUCGCGAGUGGAUGCCCACGAGGUUGCGAUUCUGAUUUUAUGUGUAAUUUUGUUUUGGUUUUUGUACCCAUUAUGUGCCAUUUGGGUGACUUUUAUAGAGUUUUUCAAAUAACAGCACAAAACAUUAAAUGUUUGUGUUUUUUUUCUUUUUUCUUUUAACCAAGUUGCCCUGUUUUGCCCUCGAUCACUUUGUUAGCCAUUUCUGCUCUUUAUUUUAACUGUUUAUGGCCUUCUGUUUUAUUGUAUUGGUAGCAGAUCAAACGGCACAAGCGAAGACCGUCGGUGUGCGUCCGCAAGCCGUUUAGCAGCUGAUACUAAUCUGUGGCUAUGAGGCGUCUUGAUGGCUUAUUAACAUGAGCAAUGUAACAAAGUCCCUUUAAUCUACGAAUGGGUUCGCUGUACGGAGCAUCUUAAUUCCCCAUGAAGAAGGAAAUGGCCAAGUUAAUGCUCACGGUGUUAAGUUACCCUUUGCUGUAGGAUCUAUCAACUUUUAAUUGGACCUUUUUGUGCUACUUAGUAGCAGAGAUCAGCUAAUGAAGGCCUUGUGGAAAAACUAAAGGGGGGGCUGCUUAUUUCCAUGACUGUUUUUUUAGGGUUGAAUUCAAUGUUAAAAAUUCAAGCGAGGGAGCUGGACUGGACCUCCUGCUGAUCAAACGUCGUCUGUGAUGGUUUCGAGACGAACACCAUCAGUUCGAAGGGUGCGCUCAAGGUAGACGAAGCUUUAAUCUGCUGCUGUCAUAUGACCACGUCGAACGGCUUAAUACGUCUAUAACUGUCAUUUAGAUCAACACGGUACCAGAUUCUGUCCAGAUCCGAGACGCACUUCUACAGUAGAGAGCGGUGCUUUCAGACAAAGGCCUUGACUUUCUCGCUUAAGAAUCCCAACAGGUUACAACAGUUUUUACGUGAAGCACAUGUUGAAGCACCAUCUCAUUGUCGUUGCAUCCACUGGUUGAGGGAGAUGUUUUGUUUUUUGUUUGUUUGUUUUUGUUUUUGAAAUGGUCUGUAAUUAUUGUAAGACGUGCAUAGUGUUACAAAUGCAGGUUGAUAUUUGUGAGUGACGUUUUGUAAAAGUAUUACACCUUAUUUCAAUAAAUUUGGUCUGUAUAAACUAUUUUAAUGCAA